AUGGCUGGGGAAGCGAGGUGCUGGCCGGGUCCCCGAGGGGCCGCCGUCCGGGAGGCGGUGUUGCUGCCGCUGCUGCUGCUGUGCCUGGGCGUCCCGACCGGGCGCCCCUACAACGUGGACACCGAGAGCGCGCUGGUCUACCAGGGCCCCCCCAACACCCUGUUCGGUUAUUCGGUGGUGCUGCACAGCCACGGGGCGAACCGAUGGCUCGUAGUGGGGGCGCCCACCGCCAGCUGGCUCGCCAACGCUUCAGUGGUCAAUCCUGGCGCGAUUUACAGAUGCAAGAUCGGAGAGAAUCCAGACCUGACGUGCGAACAGCUCCAGCUGGGUAGCCCUACUGGAGAACCUUGUGGAAAGACUUGUCUGGAAGAAAGAGACAAUCAGUGGUUGGGGGUCACACUUUCCAGACAGCCAGGAGAAAAUGGCUCCAUCGUGGCUUGUGGGCAUAGAUGGAAAAAUAUAUUUUAUAUAAAGAAUGAAAAUAAGCUCCCUACGGGUGUUUGCUAUGGAAUGCCCCCUGAUUUACGAACAGAACUGAGCAAAAGAAUAGCUCCGUGUUAUCAAGAUUAUGUGAGAAAAUUUGGAGAAAAUUUUGCAUCAUGUCAAGCUGGAAUAUCUAGUUUUUACACUGAGGAUUUAAUUGUGAUGGGAGCCCCAGGAUCAUCUUAUUGGACUGGCUCUCUUUUUGUCUACAAUAUAACUACAAAUAAGUACAAGGCUUUUUUAGACAAAGAUAAUGAAGUAAAAUUUGGAAGUUAUUUAGGCUACUCAGUUGGAGCUGGUCAUUUUCGGAGUCCGCAUACUACCGAAGUAGUUGGAGGAGCCCCUCAACAUGAACAGAUUGGUAAAGCAUACAUCUUCAGCAUUGAGGCCAGAGAACUAAACAUCUUACAUGAAAUGAAAGGUAAAAAGCUUGGCUCCUAUUUUGGAGCUUCUGUCUGUGCCGUGGACCUCAACGCAGACGGCUUCUCAGACCUCCUCGUGGGAGCUCCCAUGCAGAGCAUCAUCAGGGAGGAAGGCAGAGUGUUUGUGUAUAUCAACUCUGGCUCAGGAGCAGUAAUGAACGAAAUGGAAACAGAGCUCCUUGGAAGUGACAAAUAUGCGGCAAGAUUUGGGGAAUCUAUUGUUAAUCUUGGAGACCUUGACAAUGAUGGCUUUGAAGAUGUUGCAAUUGGAGCUCCACAGGAAGAUGGCUUGAGAGGUGCUAUUUAUAUUUACAACGGCCGAGCAGAUGGGGUCUCACCAACGUUCUCACAGAGAAUUGAAGGACUUCAAAUCAGCCAAUCAUUAAGUAUGUUUGGACAGUCUAUAUCUGGACAAAUUGAUGCAGAUAAUAAUGGAUAUGUAGAUGUGGCAGUUGGUGCUUUUCGGUCUGAUUCUGCUGUGCUGCUGAGGACAAGACCCGUAGUGAUUGUUGAAGCUUCUUUAAAACAUCCUGAGUCAGUAAAUAGAACAAAUUUUGACUGUGUUGAAAAUGGAUUGCCUUCUGUGUGCAUGGAUCUAACACUCUGUUUCUCAUACAAGGGCAAAGAGGUUCCAGGUUAUAUUGUUUUGUUCUAUAACAUGAGUCUGGAUGUGAACCGGAAGAUAGAAUCUCCAUCAAGAUUUUACUUUUCUUCUAAUGGAACAUCUGAUGUGAUUACAAGCAGCAUGAAAGUGUCAAGCAAAGUAGCUAACUGCAGAACACAUCAAGCAUUUAUGCGGAAAGAUGUGCGGGACAUUCUCACCCCAAUUCAGAUUGAAGCUGCUUACCACCUUGGGCAUCACGUCAUCAGUAAACGAAGUACAGAGGAAUUCCCCCCACUUCAACCAAUUCUUCAGCAAAAGAAAGAAAAAGACAGAAUUGAAAAAACGAUAAAUUUUGCAAGAUUUUGUGCCCACCAAAAUUGCUCUGCUGACUUACAGGUUUCUGGGAGAAUUGGAUUUUUUAAGCCACAUGAAAAUAAGACCUAUCUUGCUGUUGGAAGUAUGAAGACCUUGAUGUUGAACGUGUCCUUGUUUAAUGCUGGAGAUGAUGCGUACGAAACGACUCUGCACAUCAGACUCCCCUCCGGUCUUUACUUCGUUAAGAUUUUAGAUCUGGAAGAGAAACAAAUAAACUGUGAAGUAACAGACAGUGCUGGCUUAGUAAAACUCGACUGCAGUGUUGGAUAUAUAUAUGUAGAUCACCUAUCAAGGAUAGAUAUUAGCUUUCUCCUGGAUGGGAGCUCACUCAGCAGAGCAGAAGAGGAUCUCAACAUCACAGUGCAUGCCACUUGUGCAAAUGAAGGAGAAAUGGACAAUCUGAAGCGUAACAAAGUGACUUUAGCAAUACCUCUCAAGUAUGAAGUUAUGCUAUCUGUUCAUGGGUUUGUAAACCCAACUUCAUUUGUGUAUGGACCAAAGGAAGAAAAUGAGCCUGAAACAUGCAUGUCAGAGAAAAUGAACUUCACUUUUCAUGUUAUCAACACUGGCCAUAGCAUGGCUCCAAAUGUUAGUGUGGAAAUAAUGGUACCAAAUUCUUUUGCCCCCCAAACUGAUAAGCUGUUCAACCUUUUGGAUGUCCAGACUACUGCUGGAGAUUGCCAUUUUAAAAGUUAUCAAAGAAAGUGUGCAUUAGAGCAGGAUAAAGGUCCACUGGAGACCCUGAAAGACAUUUUCAGAUUCUUGUCAAAGACUGAUAAGAAGCUAUUGUUCUGCAUAAAAGCUGAUCCAUACUGUUUAAGUCUUUUAUGUAAUUUUGGGAAUAUGGAAAGUGGAAAAGAAGCCAGUGUUCACAUGCAGUUGGAAGGCCGCCCAUCUCUUUCAGAAAUGGAUGAGACUUCAGUGCUCACAUUUGAGAUAAGAGCAACGGCUUUUCCAGAGCCUAAUCCAAAAGUUAUUGAACUAAACAAGGAUGAAAAUGUUGCACAUGUUUUCCUUGAAGGACUACAUCAUCAAAGACCCAAACGUCAUUUCACAAUAGCAAUUAUUUCAAGUAGCUUGCUACUUGGCCUUAUUUUACUUUUAUUGAUUUCGUAUGUUAUGUGGAAGGUUGGUUUCUUUAAAAGACAGUACAAAUCUAUCCUACAAGAAGAAAACAGAAGAGACAGUUGGAGUUACGUUAACAGCAAAAGCAAUGAUGAUGAUUGAAGACAUCUUUCAAAUUGAGAGGACAACGGACUCAGGUUAACCAAA
Molecule: messenger RNA, 3156 nt
Organism: Puma concolor (puma)
Lineage: Eukaryota; Metazoa; Chordata; Mammalia; Carnivora; Felidae
Gene: ITGA4
Product: integrin subunit alpha 4
Biological process (GO): cell-matrix adhesion; cell adhesion mediated by integrin; integrin-mediated signaling pathway
Cellular component (GO): external side of plasma membrane; integrin complex
Molecular function (GO): integrin binding
Source: RefSeq, a predicted model, not a curated record